UCGGCUUCCGCGUUCGGGCCUGCGCUGUGUUAGAGGCGGCGGCGGCGGCGGCGGCGGCGAGGAGGGACGCGGGCUACGGGCAUGGACGUUUCGGGGCAGGAGACCGACUGGCGUAGUGCCGCCUUUCGGCAGAAGCUGGUCAGCCAAAUUGAGGAUGCCAUGAGGAAAGCUGGUGUGGCCCACAGUAAAUCUAGCAAGGAUAUGGAGAGUCAUGUGUUCCUGAAGGCCAAGACCCGGGACGAAUACCUUUCCCUUGUGGCCCGACUCAUUAUCCAUUUUCGAGAUAUUCAUAACAAGAAAUCACAAGCUUCUGUCAGUGACCCCAUGAAUGCACUGCAGAGCCUCACUGGUGGACCCACUCCAGGAGCAGCUGGGAUUGGCAUGCCGCCUCGGGGCCCAGGACAGUCCCUGAGCGGGAUGGGUGGCCUUGGUGCCAUGGGACAGCCAAUGCCCCUCUCUGGGCAGCCACCCCCUGGAACUUCUGGGAUGGCCCCUCAUGGCAUGGCUGUGGUAUCUACAGCAGCUCCACAGACUCAGCUGCAGCUCCAGCAAGUGGCAUUGCAGCAACAACAGCAGCAGCAGCAGCAGCAGCAGCAGUUCCAGCAACAGCAGGCAGCACUGCAGCAGCAACAGCAGCAGCAGCAGCAGUUCCAGGCACAACAGAAUGCCAUGCAGCAACAGUUCCAAGCAGUGGUGCAGCAACAGCAUCUCCAGCAGCAGCAGCAACACCUGAUUAAGUUGCAUCACCAAAGCCAGCAGCAACAGAUACAACAGCAACAACUGCAGAGGAUGGCACAAUUGCAGCUGCAGCAGCAACAGCAGCAGCAACAGCAGCAAGCUUUGCAGGCCCAGCCACCAAUGCAGCAGCCACCAAUGCAGCAGCCACAGCCUCCCCCUUCUCAGGCCCUGCCCCAGCAGCUGCAGCAGAUGCAUCAUCCUCAGCAUCACCAGCCACCACCUCAGGCUCAGCAGUCCCCAGUUGCUCAGAACCAACCUGCAGCACAGCCCCCACCCCAGUCACAAAGCCAGCCUUUGGUGGCACAAGCACAAGGCCUCCCUGGACCAAUGCUGUAUGCUGCCCAGCAGCAGCUGAAAUUUGUCCGUGCUCCGAUGGUGGUCCAGCAGCCGCAGGUGCAGCCGCAGGUGCAGCCCCAGGUGCAGCCGCAGGUGCAGCCGCAGGCGGCAGUGCAGACAGCACAGGCUGCCCAGAUGGUAGCUCCCGGCGUCCAGAUGAUUGCUGAAGCCUUGGCCCAAGGCGGGAUGCACGUAAGAGCCCGGUUCCCGCCCACCUCCACCAUGUCUGCUGGCCCGUCAAGCUCCAUCUCUUUGGGCGGACAGCCCACAGCACAGGUCAGCCAGAGCAACCUCGCCAUGCUGUCCUCACCAUCACCGGGCCAGCAGGUGCAGACCCCACAGUCGAUGCCCCCUCCCCCGCAGCCAUCCCCACAGCCGGGCUCACAGCCCAACUCCAAUGUCAGCUCCGGCCCUGCCCCAUCCCCCAGCAGCUUCCUGCCUAGCCCCUCACCACAGCCUUCUCAGAGCCCAGUGACAGCACGCACCCCACAGAACUUCAGCGUCCCCUCUCCUGGACCUUUAAACACCCCUGUGAACCCCAGUUCGGUCAUGAGCCCAGCCGGCUCCAGCCAGGCCGAGGAGCAGCAGUACCUGGACAAGCUGAAGCAGCUGUCCAAGUACAUCGAGCCCCUGCGACGCAUGAUCAACAAGAUCGACAAGAAUGAGGACAGGAAAAAGGACCUAAGUAAGAUGAAGAGCCUGCUGGACAUUCUCACUGACCCCUCUAAGCGGUGUCCCCUGAAGACCCUGCAGAAGUGUGAGAUUGCCCUGGAGAAACUCAAGAACGACAUGGCAGUGCCCACACCCCCACCACCACCAGUUCUUCCAACCAAACAGCAGGACCUGUGCCAGCCACUCCUAGACGCAGUCCUGGCCAACAUCCGCUCCCCUGUCUUCAACCAUUCCCUGUACCGCACAUUCGUGCCAGCCAUGAUGGCCAUCCACGGCCCACCUAUCGUGUCCCCAGUGGUGUGCCCCCGGAAGCGCAGAUUUGAGGAGGAUGAGCGUCAGAGCAUCCCCAGUGUGCUGCAAGGCGAAGUGGCCAGGCUGGACCCCAAGUUCCUGGUGAACUUGGACCCUUCUCACUGUAGCAACAACGGCACCGUCCACCUCAUCUGCAAGCUGGAUGACAAGGACCUCCCUAGUGUGCCACCCCUGGAGCUCAGUGUGCCUGCUGACUACCCUGCCCAGAGCCCGAUGUGGAUCGACCGUCAGUGGCAGUACGAUGCCAACCCCUUUCUGCAGUCAGUGCACCAGUGCAUGACCUCCAGGCUGCUGCAGCUCCCCAACAAGCACUCGGUCACAGCCCUGCUCAACACCUGGGCCCAGAGCAUCCAUCAGGCCUGCCUCUCGGCUGCCUAGCGGACUUGAACUUCAGGACUGCUGGCGGCCCUUCAGGCUGCAGACUUCACACCGCCUACCAGACGUUACUAGUGUUGGCUUAGAGGGCCUGGGUUAGGUUAGCUUUCCCGCUUCCACCUUCUGUCUGGGGACCUGGCACAUGUCUCCCCGUGCUUGUGCAGUAUUGACCAGGUACCUGUGGAGCUAGCUGCGUAAGGGCCUGGGCUGUUCCCAGGAAGGUUUUCCUUUGGUUUCUUCCAGAAGUCAGGCCCCACACUUCCACGGCCUUUCUGGACUCUGUCCACUCAGCAGCAUGAGAACUCGGGUCCCAUCUAAGCAUCUCUGUCACAGUCCACUGUACUUGUGUCUGGAGAAUGGGGAGGACACAGGAAACCCUCACUAUACACACACUUCUCUAGUCACAGCCCUCAGAAGGCAUGUGGGCACAUCACAGGGGUACUUGUGAAUCUGGG
Molecule: messenger RNA, 2888 nt
Organism: Peromyscus eremicus (cactus mouse)
Lineage: Eukaryota; Metazoa; Chordata; Mammalia; Rodentia; Cricetidae
Gene: Med15
Product: mediator complex subunit 15
Exons: 19
Coding region: 82-2436 (784 amino acids)
Biological process (GO): regulation of DNA-templated transcription
Molecular function (GO): transcription coregulator activity
Source: RefSeq, a predicted model, not a curated record